CCCCACCCGAGUUCAACGCAACCUGCGUGACAUCCGGGUAUCUCUUUUGGUGUCUAUGGUGUGUCACCAAGUCUGGGAAGAUGGCUUUGGUGGGGCGGAGUGCAUUGACAUCCACCAACUCAAAUGUAAAUAAUACCUCUUUGGAGGUCCAAACCGGCGAGGAUGAUGAUGGCCAGAAUUUAUGGUCUUCGAUUUUGAGUGAAGUAUCAACGCACUCACGGUCAAAAUUACCAACUGGGAAAAAUGUCCUUGUCAUGGGUGAAAAUGGGGCUGGUAAAACCACUUUGGUUGCCAAACUUCAGGGAAUAGAAGAAUACAUGAAAGGGAGGGGACUGGAGUACCUGUAUUUCAGUGUCGACGACGAUGAAAUUGACGACCAUGGCAGGUGUAGUGCCUGGAUUUUGGAUGGUGACCUGUAUCACAAAGGCCUCCAGAAAUUUGCAGUGUCUCCAGACAACCUGGCAGACACCAUUGUACUGCUGGUGGUGGACAUGUCAAGGCCCUGGACUGCUCUGGAUUCCCUGCAGAAGUGGGUCAGUGUCAUCCGAGAGUAUAUUGACAAAAUGAGGAUUUCUCCGGAGGAAAUGAGGGAAAUGGAACAAAAAUUGGUUAGACAGUUCCAGGAGUACACAGAACCCGGGAGUUCCCUCAGCAUAUCCCCCCAGAGGAGGAACCCCAAAGCUGCUUAUACGGAUGAAGAGGGCAUAGCGCUUCCCCUUGGGGAGAACACCCUCACUCACAACCUGGGUAUACCAAUGGUGGUGGUAUGCACCAAGUGUGAUGCUAUCAGUGGCCUGGAGAGAGAACAUGACUACGGAGACGAGCACUUUGACUUCAUUCAGUCGCACAUUCGCCGAUUCUGCUUGCAGUAUGGGGCAGCCCUGCUAUACACUUCAAUGAAGGAGAAUAAAAAUCUAGAUUUAUUAUAUAAAUACCUUGUCCAUAGGUUAUAUGGUUUCCCUUUCAGCUUGCCUGCUCAAGUGGUAGAAAAAGAUGCAGUGUUUAUUCCAUCAGGGUGGGACAAUGAAAAAAAGAUUGCAAUCCUGCAUGAAAACUUUCAAACAGUUAAAAUGGAAGACUGCUUUGAAGACGUGAUCAUAAAGCCACCAGGGAGGAAGUUUGUACAUGAAAAGGAAAUUGUGGCAGAAGAUGAUCAAGUGUUUCUUGUAAAAUUGCAGUCCCUCAUGGCAAAACAACCCCCAGUAUCAGCUGGACGGCCUGUGGAUGUUUCCAACCGAGGACCCAGCAGUUCCCCACGAACAACCAACCGCUCAGCUCAGGGGAACGUGGCCAGCGUCAUUCCCAUGCAAUCAGGUACCAAGAAGAUAGAUCCCAACGUGAAAGGUGGACAGACAAGCGAGGGCGUCCUGGCCAACUUCUUCAACAGUCUGCUGAGCAAGAAGACAGGGUCUCCAGGGUCCGGCAGCAGCUCAGCAGGAGGAGGAAACACGCCUGGAACGACCAAGAAAUCAGUUUGUCCCCAGAACUCUGACUGCAGAGAUGGCACAAAGCGCAGCUUGACAGACGUGCAGGCCGAACUGGACUGGAUCUCUAACAAAUCUGAAUUUAAUGAUGCCUCUCCAACCCCCCCACCAACACCUCCAGCUGAGUGGGAGGAGUCCCGAGGAGAGCCAAGAUCACUAUGGCUCCAACAGACCCAGUGUAUAAUCCGACAACUACGCAGGAAACAACGUCUACAACAUUUUUCAAAAGGGACCAUUUGGAUGUGUUCCGAUUUUUUAUUAAAGUGGCUGAAGUGAUCCUGUCUUUCCUGGCCUUUGUCUUGGAGGAGGUGGUGAUCAGUUGCGUAUCCUGUUCGCCGCUCUACUUCUUUGAGUUUGUUAGCUGCACAGCCUUCCUAUUCACCGCCCUGCUGCUCAUCCUCCUCUCCACCGUCCU
Molecule: messenger RNA, 1899 nt
Organism: Anguilla rostrata (American eel)
Lineage: Eukaryota; Metazoa; Chordata; Actinopteri; Anguilliformes; Anguillidae
Product: cytoplasmic dynein 1 light intermediate chain 1-like
Exons: 16
Coding region: 81-1760 (559 amino acids)
Biological process (GO): microtubule cytoskeleton organization; microtubule-based movement
Cellular component (GO): centrosome; cytoplasmic dynein complex
Molecular function (GO): dynein heavy chain binding; ATP hydrolysis activity
Source: RefSeq, a predicted model, not a curated record